Thermothielavioides terrestris NRRL 8126 is the source of this 1415-nucleotide messenger RNA. RefSeq lists its product as uncharacterized. The record is from RefSeq and is a predicted model, not a curated record. The transcript has 2 exons. Gene Ontology annotation, biological process: glutathione biosynthetic process. The coding region runs from base 327 to 1301 and encodes 324 amino acids. Lineage: Eukaryota; Fungi; Ascomycota; Sordariomycetes; Sordariales; Chaetomiaceae. Gene Ontology annotation, molecular function: enzyme regulator activity; glutamate-cysteine ligase catalytic subunit binding. Gene Ontology annotation, cellular component: glutamate-cysteine ligase complex.
CCCGGGAAGAUUCCAAAAUCAGCCCGAAACUCCCGCAAUGCACGUUCCUCCGACCCCGGCCGCUCUGUCGUCCUCUCUCGCGGCGGCCAGUGUAAGGUGUAUGCUGUGAUAUGCGGGGUUCUCAUGAAUCGAGCAUUAAUAAUUGCUGGAAAAGAGGCCCCGGGCCGUUGAAAACCCCACUGAAGUCAUUUAGAAACUUCCGUUGUCGUCCGCCGCAUUUGCUUUGCCAGUGGAACUUUUUUUUCCUGUCUGCCCUGUUGUUACUCGAGAUAUCUUGGAGUUUACGUACGGCGUAUCUUCGAGAUUAUUUCUUCCUCGUAUCGGCCAUGACCAAGUUAAUACUCUCUACUGGGAAUAUCGUCGCGGGCGGGCCCUCCAUCAUCCGCAAGCCCGGCGCGUUCCGAUCCAAUCUCGAGCUCACAAAUUCCCUGCGAAGCAACUUCCUCGCUGCGCAAGAAGACUGCGCGGCCGAGUCGCAUGUGGACGGCGUCGCGAACGGCAACGGGAGCGCUAACGGCGCGGGCGACUUAGACUCCGGGAUCAGAGGACGCGCACCGGCGGCGCUCUGGACGGGCCGCGACGAGACCGGCGCCCUAUAUGUGCCGCGCAUCGACUGGCACCAUCAUCACGGGCUACAGGAGGAGCGAGCACAGUAUGACAUCACCGCCAAACUCUUCUUCCUACCGGACGCGCCCGUGUCGGAGAGGAGGCAAUAUGCGAGGGAGGCGCUAGAUCACGUCCGGAGGGAGCUGCGCGUUCCGGAGGUCGACCUGCUGAUCGUGUCCUUCCCGGGCAUGUCGUUCGAAGGAGACUGCGAGUGGGAGGCAGACAGGAAGAACGCCGCGCAGGGCAACAGCGAGGAGGAGCUGGCGACGUGGCCCGCCAUAGAGGAGCUGCACCGCCAGGGUUUCGCGAAGAGGCUCGGCCUCGCGGAGUUCGGGAGCGAGAAGCUUGCUCGCUUCCUCGCCAGAGCACGGGUCCGGCCCGUCGUGAACCAGAUCAACCUCAAGAACUGCUGCAACGUCCCGCCGCCGCUCGCCCAGUUGGCCAAGGAGCAGGGCAUCGACCUGCUCGUCCACAGCGACUGCACAGACAUUCUCCCCAAGGGCACAUUGAGGGAACUCCUCGGCCAGGGGCUCGGCGGGGCCGGCAUACUGGCCGAUCCGGAAACGGGCGCCGGCGGGCUGCAGGGCGAUCUCACGCCGCUGUGGGUCGUGAAGUACACGGUCGUGGUGCGCGACCGGGGCGUCAUCGAGAACAAGGGAUAUUUCGCGGGUGCGGAGCUGACGGACACCAAAUAGGUUUUGGGUCCGCCACGACUUGGGAGGCACACACUGUUCAAGGAGUUGUGGGAAGCGCAGGCCGUCUGACACUGCUGGUUUUUUGGGAUCGGAGUACGGGGGCAUUUCUUGCAU